Notodromas monacha is the source of this 1802-nucleotide messenger RNA. The record is from the annotation of a GenBank genome assembly. NCBI's taxonomy places the organism in Eukaryota, Metazoa, Arthropoda, Ostracoda, Podocopida, Cyprididae.
ACAAUAUUGCCCAGCUUUUAUUCUGUCUGCAUCUAUAACAUGUCUGUCCAGGCAAAAUCUGUGGAUGACUUUGAAAUUAAAUGGGACAUCAUAUUUUCCUAUGAGGAAACAGAGAAGCUGUCUUGUGAUUGGCACUCCUUGGAAACCCUUGACCAGAGAAUCCAGUUUCUGUUUGAGACACCUGCUCUUCAAAAAAUUAAGAUACACCCUAAAACUGAGCAAAAAAGUGGCAGCCAGUCAGAAGAGCUCAGACAAGCUGGCAAUGAGCACAUGAAACAUGGUGCCCUGAAACAAGCCCUGGCAGCUUACAAUCUGAGCCUCCUGUAUGCACCACAUCCUUCAAGUGAUGACUCAUCAUCAUCAUUGACAGCUGGAAGCACUUGUGCAACACUGUUCAACAGGGCAGUGUGUUUGUACAAGUGGCACAGGUACAGAGAAAGUCUGAAUGACCUCAACACUGCUACCCUGUGGUGCACAUCAGAUGCCUUGCUGCAAAAGAUGCAGGACAUGACAGGGAAAGUCUUGAAGGAGUUGUCUCAUGUUGGUCAUGAUACAGACAACUUGGCUUGUGGAGAUGGUGGAAAGCAGCCAAUUAUGAUACUAGACUCCAACCCAGGUACAGCAGAUGUUCAAGUAGCUGAUGGAGGCCAUGUUUCUGAUGAGGAAGACAGCAAGCAAAUGUCUAAAAUUGAUCCCAAAUUCACCCUGAGCAUGUCAGCACCAAGGAACAAUGAUUAUCCUCCUGCAUCUGCUGCAAUUGGCCUCAGCCAACUUCCCAACAAGGGCAGAGGAUUUGUAGCCAAAGAAGACAUUGCUCCUGGGACUGUGGUCAUCAUGGAAGAGUUCUUUGCAGCAGUGCCUUUCAAACUGGUUGCAGACCACCAUUGCUACAACUGUCUCAGGAAAACAGAGACAUUCUGGCCAUGUGAACAUUGUGCCAUUGUUUUCUUCUGCUCCCAACACUGUGCAACUCAGGCCACAUGGCACAAGACAGAAUGCACCUAUGCUUUCAACAUAAAGCAUGCACCUGAGGCCCUCAGGAUUGCCAACAGGAUUGUUCUGAAGGCUGGAUACAAAUUCCUCAUGGAGCACAGAGAGAAACUGGAACAUGCCAUGGACACAGGAACAUUGAUCUGCACACCAGCCAAAGGGCUGCUCAGAAAUGUGAGAGUGGGAAAAGCCCUGGCUCCAACUGUGAGUCUGGUGAACCACUCAUGUUUUCCCAACUGUGACAUCUUCACCACUGGGAACCAACUGGUCAUCAGGGCUGUGAGGGCAAUCAAAACAGGAGAGGAGAUAACCAUUUGUUACAAGCAACAAAGGUUUGACUUGGUGCCCUUGGGUGCCCAGGUGCUGGCAGGUGACAGACAGCAAAUGCUUUGGGAACAAUACUAUUUCAUGUGCAAAUGCCAAGGAUGUGAACAAAACUGGCCAAAGCCCAUCACCAUCUUCACCCUGAAAUCCCACCCUAAAAUGGAAAUCAAAAAUGUCCAGCAAAACACUUGUGACUGCCCCACAAAAGUGAAUCUCUUGCAAGGAUUUGAAGCAGAAAUGACCCAAACUCUUGAAGAUUUGAAAGAAUGCAACACUUCAAAGGCUGAAGAAAUGCUGCACAAAUGGGCCAAAGUUUUGUCUGCUGGUGUUGGUGAAGGGGAUCCAAGACUCCACUAUGUUUGUGAUGUCCAACAAUAUGCAAAUUCCUUGUCAGGCAACAUUUUCAUUGACUUGUGAAAAAAAAAAUGCCAAGAUGAAAAACUAUACUCAAUGAAUAAUAAACCUCUCAAAUUGUUUUUCUCAAGGAA